Monodelphis domestica (gray short-tailed opossum) is the source of this 3402-nucleotide messenger RNA. The record is from RefSeq and is a predicted model, not a curated record. NCBI's taxonomy places the organism in Eukaryota, Metazoa, Chordata, Mammalia, Didelphimorphia, Didelphidae.
GUGCUGUGUGCUGAAUUUGAACUCAGGUUUUUGUGAUUCUAAUCCCAAAGCUUUAUGCACUGGGCCAUCAGUGGUCUCCUAUGGAAUCAUUCUCCAUCAUUUUAAGGAUCCUAUCAAUGCAUCUUUUUCCAGACCUCUGAAGAAUCUGACAGUGACUGAAGUAGGUGUCACCUGCCUCUAUCAGAGUGAUUCCACUGGUCCCUUCCUGGAUAGAGAGAGGGUUUACUGAGAAUUCAGCAAUCAGACUGGGGGCAUCACUAGACUGGGGCCCUAUACCCUCGACAGCAACAGUCUCUACCUCAAUGCAUCUGGCAGCUUUAGCUUGGAGUCUUUUACCCUGAACUUCACAAUCACCAACUUGCUCUGCACAGCAGACAUGGGACGGCCAGGCUCCCAAAAGUUCAAAGCCACUGAAAGAGUCCUAGAGCACCUGCUCAGCCACUUGCUUGAAAACAGUAGCCUUGGCUCUGACUAUUCUGGAUGCAGGCUGACCAUGCUGAGGCCCGUACAGAAUGGAACAGCAACCGAAUUCCUGUGUGGCCACUGGAAAACUCCCACCACCCCUAGCCUGGACAGGAAGAAGAUUUACCGGGAGCUGAGCAAUCAGACCCAAGGUAUCACCAGGCUGGGUGCCUAUACCCUGGACAAUAAGAGCCUCUAUCUAGAUGGAUACAGCUAUCAGAUGAAUCUUUCCUCCUCCACAAGUGCUGGAGGUCCCAACUUUGAGCCUUUCACACUGAAGUUCACCAUCACCAACAUGAGGUACACAGCAGACAUGGGGGAAAGGGGCUCCAGCAUAUUCAUCUCCACUGAGAGAGUGCUGCAGCGCCUGCUCAGUUCCUUGUUUGAAAAGAGCAGCCUUGGCUCUCAGGAUUUUGCAAGCAAAUUGACCUUACUGAGGCCUAUGAAGGAGGGAAGAGCAACCCUAGUUCAUUUCACUUGCAUCCAUCGGAGAGAUCCUUCCAGCCCUGUCCUAGAUAGAGAAAAAAUUUACUGCGAGUUGAGCUAUCUGACCUGGAGCAUCACCAGGCUGGGCCCGUACACAUUAGACAAGCACAUUAGACAAGCAUAGCCUCUACCUCAAUGGUUACAAUCAUUUGGCCGUGGCCCCCACCAAAAUGCGUGAGUGUCUCUAUUGGAAAGGGAAUAGUUCCUUCAUUUUACCCUUCAUCUUCAAGACUGAUUGGAUUUCCUGGUGAUAAUGACAAUAAUACCAUUCACAUAUUAUCGAAUAUGUUAUUUCCUUUGAUCCUCAAUAAAACCCUGGGAGGUGGGUGCUAUUGAUUUCUGAAUUUUCCAUAUGAGGAAACUGAGACCGAGAGACAUUAAUUUCAGCUAGCAAGUACAGGAGGCAAAGUUCAUACUCGGGUCUUCCAAACUCCCAAAUCCAGCACCCAAUUUACUCUGCUGUCCUUAAUUUCAAGCCUCUCAUUCUCUUUGAGCCCCAGUUUUCCUCAUCUGGAGAAGGAAGGAAUUGUAUUAAAUAGCCACUGAGUUCUAUUUCAGCUCUAUAUUUAUGACCCUAACCUUCCUAUUAAGCCAGGAGAAUAAGGAGAGCAUGCAGUUUCCUAAAGAUCAGAGCAGAAAAAGAGUGGAUUGUUUCAUACACUUUGUGUCUCUUUGUCUCAUUCUCUUUUUCCCAUGCUGAAAGCUUCCUAUUCUCUCAUAGCAUUUCAGAGAGGUCUCUCCUCCAUGGAACAGAUCUGUCUCCCAAGUGACCAGGUCCAACAAAUGGGAUUCUGUUUCAUUGGGUCAUUCACCCCGAACUUUAUUUUUCUCUUUUGCCAUGUUGGGCUCACUCUCCCAUGUUGUCCACUUUUUGGAUUCCUGGUUAUAAUGAAGGAAGUCCAGUCCUACGCAGUGUUAAUAAGUAUAUUCAUACUCAUUUGAAUCCUGGGUUCAUUCCCCUAUUUGACAACUGGAGUUAGGCCCCAAUGUGACUGUGUGAGCUAGUCAAAGACCUUAUUAUCCAAGCCCCUGAUCCUGAAUGACAUCCUUCAGAAGUGAUGAGGAAGGAAUCCAAGAAGUGGCCUUCGCAGCUUUGGGGAAGUAGUGAGAAAGACUUCGGACACAGCAGGAAGCCUUUUAAUGGAUGUUAAAUGACCACUUUUCUAGGAUGUUCUUCAGCCACAUGUGUUUUGAGCAGCCUAACAGCUUUGAAAUUGUACAUUUUGGUGAUUCUGUGAAGAAAAGACUCCAGUUAAGGAAAGGGAACUCCAGAUCUUUCUAGACCCUCUUGCCUCAGAGCCAUGGCCUUUUGCUCUAAUAUUUCCUCUUCUUUUACUAUAAAUUUGAUGGAGAUGACAAGAUAAACUGUCUUCAAAGUCAGUAAAUUACUCAACAAACAUGUGUUAAGCUCCAACUAUGUAUCAGCUACUCUGUCAGGUGAUGGGGGUGUAGAGUCAAAAUGAAAGGAAGCAAUCCUUUCUCUAAAAGCAUUCAUAUUUUAUUGUGAGGGAUGACAUCUAUAUGAGCAUUGAUGGGUGUGCAUGAUACACACACUUAUGUAGCCCAAAUUCAAAAGUCAAUUCAAGGUUGAUGGAAGAGUGUUAGCAGUUGGUAAUAAUCAGAAAGGAAUCCCUUGCAAGGUGGUCUUGAAGGAAGAAAGAGUGAUUCUUUUGAAGAGGUGAGGAGCAGUGCAUUCUAGGCAUGAGUUGGGGUCAAUGAAAAAGAAUGGAGAUGAGAAAUAUAGUACCCUAUGUGAGGAACAGAGAGAGUCUUGUUUGACCAGACCAUAGGGUGUGGGAAGGAGAAUAGGGCAUCACAAGGAAAAAGGUGGUAGUUUAGGGCCAAGUUGCUAAGGGUGCAAAAAUGAUUCUGGAGUCAGCAAAUCUGGGAUCAAAUCCUGCCUCUGACAUUUACGACCACUGUGGCCUUAGGCAAGUCAUGGGAACUCUCUAGGUCUCCAUUUCCUCUUCUAUAACAUGAGGGUGUUGGACUUGAUAGACUUUGAGAGCCCAUCUUGCUCCAGAAUGUCUUCUAUUUGAUUCUAGAGGUGAUAGAGAACCACUGGAGCUAACUGAAUAAGUGCAUGACAUGGCUAGAUCUUUACUUAAGGGAGCAUGAUAGAGAGCAAGGAUACUGGCAAGUCACAAGCUCACCUCAGCACUAUGGAACAGAGGAGGAGGAGGAGGAUAAGGAGGAGGAUUCACAGGUUGGAAGUAUUUCUGUCAGUCAUAGACCAGGCACCUCAGCUCCUUUUCUUAUGCCAACCUUCCUCACAGGAGCUUGGGCAUCCAGCAAAGGCACUGGAUCCCAUGGAUUAAAUCGUUUGGUGAACUAGUGCAUAUUGAAUUACUCUCCUAUAGGGCCCUGAGGUUGUACAGAGCAUCCACAGCUGCUCUGAGUUCUCUGCUUUUAGGUACAAGAAAUUUCUGCCCAUCUUGAAACAUUUUCCUUUUU